Panonychus citri (citrus red mite) is the source of this 1418-nucleotide messenger RNA. RefSeq names its product alpha-1,3/1,6-mannosyltransferase ALG2-like (gene Alg2). The record is from RefSeq and is a predicted model, not a curated record. The transcript is spliced from 2 exons. Gene Ontology annotation, molecular function: GDP-Man:Man(1)GlcNAc(2)-PP-Dol alpha-1,3-mannosyltransferase activity; alpha-1,3-mannosyltransferase activity. Lineage: Eukaryota; Metazoa; Arthropoda; Arachnida; Trombidiformes; Tetranychidae. The coding region runs from base 143 to 1396 and encodes 417 amino acids.
AUCAGCUGGUUCACUUAUACACGUCUCGGAAUUUUCAUCUCUUGUCAUUUUAUUUUCUUAAUGUUUCAAAUUAACUUAAUUCAAGGAUUGAAGUGAUUUUAAAUAUUUUCAGAUUUAAUUGGGAAUCUUUGUGAGGAUAAAGAUGAAAAUAGUCUUUAUUCAUCCCGAUCUUGGUAUCGGUGGAGCUGAAAGGCUUGUCGUCGAUAUGGGAUUAUCUCUUCAAAGGAAAGGUCAUACUGUCCAUUAUCUGACAGCUCAUCAUGAUCCAAGCCACUGUUUCUCUGAGAUCAAAAAUGGAACCUUGAAAGUGACCGAAGUUGGUGGUAGUUUACCUGCUAAUAUUUUCGGUGUUUUCAUGGCGCUUUGUGCUUAUCUUCGGAUGAUUUUCAUCGCUUUCUCUCUCUUAUUAAGGCCUAAAUUUUCCUCUCUUGUAGAUUGUGAUCUAAUCAUUUGUGAUCAAGUUUCAGCUCAAAUACCGUUUCUUAAGAUGCUUUAUUUGUUUAGGUCUGAAAGACCAAAGAUAAUUUUCUAUUGUCAUUUUCCUGAUCAACUGUUGACAACCCGAACCAAUUUCCUUAAGAAAGUCUACCGAGCACCAAUUGAUUGGUUCGAGGAGAAAACUACUGGAAUGGCCGAUUGUAUUCUGGUCAAUUCUCAUUUUACAGCUUCUGUUUUUCGUGAUACCUUUAAAAGUUUGGACUCCGUUGAGCUUCAAGUUCUUUAUCCAGUUUGUAACUUUUCGGCCUUUGAUCGACCUGUCAAAGGUCUUGGGCCAUCCGAAAGUUUUCCUCGUCUUUCCAAACAAGUCUCAACCAUUUUCCUUUCACUUAAUCGGUAUGAGGCCAAAAAGAGAGUUGAACUUGCCAUUUUAGCCUUUGCCGCUCUCAAGAAAAAACUAUCAACUCAAGAAAAGUUUACCGGGACCAUUCAUCUAAUCGUAGCCGGAGGUUAUGAUCCAAAUCAAAUUCAAAAUGUUGAAUAUCACCAAGAACUUCAAUCAUGUGCUAAAGAAUUGGAGUUGGAAGAUGAGGUCACCUUUUUGAAAUCACCUUCGGACGAUGAUAAACAUCUUCUUCUGCACAGUUGUACUGCGGUGCUUUACACCCCAGAGAAUGAGCAUUUUGGAAUAGUUCCACUUGAGGCCAUGUACAUGGGUCGACCUGUUAUCGCUUGCAAUUCUGGUGGCCCGUUAGAGACAGUUCGAGAUGGUGAAACAGGUUAUCUUUGUAGACCAGAGGCAUCUCAUUUUGCUGAGAAAAUGUACAACUUUGUGACGGACAAAAGUUUAUCUCGAGAAAUGGGUCGAGAGGGUCGUGAACAUGUUAAGAAAAAUUUCUCGAUUCAAAGAUUCGAUGAACAAAUAGCAAGUGUAAUAAACAAAUUGGUUUGUCAAUAAAAUUUAUGCAAAGAAUCCUAAA